This is a messenger RNA of Globicephala melas (long-finned pilot whale), 2107 nucleotides long. RefSeq names its product tetraspanin 31 (gene TSPAN31). Gene Ontology annotation, cellular component: plasma membrane. The record is from RefSeq and is a predicted model, not a curated record. NCBI's taxonomy places the organism in Eukaryota, Metazoa, Chordata, Mammalia, Artiodactyla, Delphinidae.
CCCAGGAUCAGGCAUGUACUCUGAAGACUCCAGCACACUCAUGUCUGUACCUGUGGCUUUGUCACAUACAGGAAUGCGCUGGCCCGAGGCUGCUGUUUUUCAUAUUGAAUGUCUAGCAUGUUCACACAUCCCGUUAGGAGGGGAUAUGGAACAGACUAUGUGUACCAGUGGACGCACUUGCAAACAUGUAUUUGCUAGGUGUCGCUGUGCCCAACCCGGGGCCUCUGUAGCCGGGGUAAAUAGCUCAAUAUUUUGCUUCUCUGGGUGUUCCAGCGUGUGACGCAAUAGCAGCGAACGAGGGCGUCAUCAUGAAGUCACUGCAGGAGAAGGGGAAAGGGGCGGGAGGGCACUCCCUUGAGGGGAGGAGCCCUUUCACCCGGCCCUCGAAGCGGCACCUUCUCUCUCUUCACCGGCACCUUCUCUCUCUUCACCGGAGUUUCUCUAGAGCCUCCUCCCUCGGAUAAGACCUCUUCCAGCUGCCACCACAGAAAGCUCUGUUUUCAAUCCGGGGUUUUGAAGUUUAGGCUCUGGUCACUUUGAGAAUCUCUGGAAGCCCUGCCCCCAGUUUUAAGUUUCAUCCAAUAAAGAACCUAAAGGAGGGGCCGGCAGGCGGUUCAGUGACGCAAUGCAGAUUGAUUGGCAUUCAGGCCAUCGACGUCCUGGAUUAGCCCCGAGUUUCGCCAAUGCAAAGGCAGGGGUGGGACGGUGCAGGCGCAGAGGAUUGGGUUUGGCUGGACUCGAUUUAAAGAGACAGAAGCUGUCGGGGUCCAAGAAGACGGUACCCACGACCCUCCCCCCAAGUCCUUGGGACCACUUGGGUCCCCAAAGCUGGGGAGAUGGUUUGCGGAGGCUUUGCCUGCUCCAAGAAUGCGCUGUGCGCGCUCAACGUAGUCUACAUGCUGGUAGGCUUGUUGCUCAUUGGAGUGGCUGCUUGGGCUAGGGGCCUGGGUCUGGUGUCCAGCAUCCACAUCAUCGGAGGAGUCAUCGUUGUGGGAGUCUUCCUUCUUCUCAUCGCGGUGGCUGGACUGGUGGGUGCUGUCAACCACCACCAAGUACUGCUGUUCUUUUACAUGAUCAUCCUUGGUUUGGUCUUCAUCUUCCAGUUUGGAAUCUCUUGCUCAUGUCUGGCUAUUAACCUAAGCAAACAGACAGAUGUCAUCAAUGCUUCCUGGUGGGUCAUGAGCAACAAGACCCGGGAUGAACUGGAAAGAAGUUUUGAUUGCUGUGGCCUGUUCAACCUCACAACCCUAGACCAACAAGAUUAUGCUUUCUGCACUGCAAUCUGCAAGAGCCGGAGCCCCACGUGCCAGAUGUGUGGAGAGAAGUUUCUUAAGCAUUCCGACGAAGCCCUGAAAAUCCUGGGGGGCGUUGGGCUCUUCUUUAGCUUUACAGAGAUCCUUGGUAUGUGGCUAGCAAUGAGAUUUCGGAAUCAGAAGGAUCCUCGAGCCAACCCCAGUGCCUUUCUAUGAGACUUUGGAUCCUUCUGACUUCUCUCCUGCUGUCUGCUUUCCCUAAGCUUUUUCUUCCUCCCUUAGGGAAAACCUGGGGUCUACAGCCCUUUUUGUUUGAGAAAAAGGAAAGGCCCUUUGCUAUGCUCCCUAAAGAUGACUGAAUAGCUAGGCUUUAUGCCUUGGCAUCUUUUGUUGGGAGUAAGAUUAUAAGGAAUAAAGAAAAACCUUCCUUCCUCUCUCCCUAAGUGAAUAUGGGAAGCUCCUGGCAGUGCAUGAAAUGGGAUGGGGAUUGGAGUCAUUCUUGGCUGUUUCCCCUCUUCUCCCUUCCACAUACUAGACCAUCUCAACACAUCUUUGCUCCAAGAGUAAAUCAGGGACAGAUCCAGAGAGAAAACCAAGCACUCUUGUAAUAAGCAGGACUCGGUUUGGGGAAGUUCAGUGAAUAUAAAAAUAAAAACCAUUUAAACUCCAUAAUCAAAGAAGCAACGUAAGUGCCUUUUCUUCUCUUUAGUUAGUUGAGGGGCUCCACUGACUAUGUAGGCCCUGUGACCUAAGGAGAAUGUGCGGGGAAGUUCCAUCUUCCAAAUGGUUUUUUCAAAUCCCCAAACGGCAAAGCCAACCAGAGAAAGAAACAUUAAAAAAAAAAAAAAAAAAAA